This is a messenger RNA of Pristis pectinata (smalltooth sawfish), 489 nucleotides long. RefSeq names its product deleted in malignant brain tumors 1 protein-like. Gene Ontology annotation, cellular component: membrane. The record is from RefSeq and is a predicted model, not a curated record. The transcript has 3 exons. NCBI's taxonomy places the organism in Eukaryota, Metazoa, Chordata, Chondrichthyes, Rhinopristiformes, Pristidae. The coding region runs from base 1 to 489 and encodes 162 amino acids.
AUGCGCUUGAAUGACUGCCCCAUUGCAUCAUGGGGACAACAUCCAUGCACACACAAAAAUGACGCCAGCGUUAUCUGUUCCGUUGAUCAUUGGCAGCUGAGACUGGCUGAUGGAGUGGGCCGUUGUGAUGGCCGAGUGGAGGUUUAUUACGGAGGCGUCUGGGGCAGAGUAAAUGACGGUCUGUGGGAUUUCAAAGAUGCAGAUGUGGUAUGCAGACAGCUGAGCUGUGGCUCCGCAAUAAAUGUUUACAACCACUCAAAGUAUGGAAUUGGGAAAGGACCAGUGUUAAUGAACAAUGCCAGUUGCAAUGGGAGUGAACCCCACCUCUGGAACUGCACGUUCACACAACUUAAACACUUACCUAUCGGUGAUGAUGUUGGCGUGUUUUGUUCUGAUCAUAUUCCCAUAAGGCUGGUGGACGGCGGAAGUCGUUGUGCCGGAAGGCUGGAAGUUUUACUACAACGGAACCUGGGGAACCGUGUGCGAUGA